This is a messenger RNA of Oikopleura dioica, 1038 nucleotides long. NCBI's taxonomy places the organism in Eukaryota, Metazoa, Chordata, Appendicularia, Copelata, Oikopleuridae. The record is from the annotation of a GenBank genome assembly.
AUGACGAGACUGGUUCCUGAAAGCGAGGAAAACAGAAUGGAGCGCUUUUCGAGAAAUUUGUUGAGAUUUGGUCAUCCAAGAAGCAGAUACAUUUUGAGAAGAGAGAAAGACGGGUUUCUGGAAGGAAGAAUAGUUCAAGAUGGUGCAGAAGUCGAUGGAAUCCCAAAAGGAGAAAGAACAGCUCCUCAGCUGGUGCACAAAGGAAAUCGUUCGCGAAGCUACUGUGGAAUCUACCUUGGCCCGUAUCUUUACAUUCCCUUUUUCACAAUUAUCAAUUUGCUGAUCAUAAUUUCGGUGCACAUUUACUACUUUACCGGUGAUCGCUGCCCCGCGAACGGAUGCGAGUUAAACCAGUUCAAUUAUCGAGCGAUGAUCAAUUCGCCGCUGAUUCUGAAGCCAAAAAUCUACAACUCGGCCGAGCUUUGGCGACUCUGGACAUAUCAGUUUUUGCAUUCGGGGCUGGAACACAUCAUUGGAAACUGCGUUGUUCUUCUCAUCCUGGGCUUGAUUCUAGAGCUGAUCCACGGCCCCGUCAGAAUCGCCAUCAUCUACACGACUGGCGUCAUCACCGGCGGAAUUCUAGCGCUCUGCGUCACCCCCUGCCAAUCCCUAGUCGGCGCUUCCGGCGGAUGCUACGCGCUAAUGGCCUCUUUCAUCGCGAAUGGAAUCAUGAACAUGGACGUAAUGGACUUACUCGUAAAGCUGCUUCAUUUUUUGCCAAUUUCGAUCUUUAUGGUUUUUGAUGUUGGGUACACCGUUUACAUGGAGCUCCAUGCGUCGGGAUAUCAAGUCUCUUGGGCGGCUCAUCUUGGUGGCGCGAUUUCAGGCCUGGUUAUUGGAAUCGUAACCCUGAAAAACUUUGAAAAGCUUCCCUACGAAAAAACUCUUCAAUGGGUCUCAACAAUCUGCUUCGCCGUCUUCUUCCUGUCAAUGGCUGGAUAUUUGCUUGCUAUUGGAUCUGAAAAUCCCUGCGGAAUCGGCACGAAAAACUACGAGUUUCAUAAAGAAAGUGGCCUCAUUUCUGACUUCUACGGCUAA